AUGGGAGAGCGUGAGGUCAAUCUUCCGCAACUUUUCUCUGACGUGUCGCGAACAAUAAGCGGUAUUUCUAAUAUCAUGGGAGCUGGUGCAGAAGCGUCUGGGGAUGGACCUGGAACUGGGUCUAGUAGCGCUGGUGUCGGAGGUGGUCCAUCUAUUGCUGGUAACAUUUUUGGUAACACUUGUUUCAAGGCAUGCGGUAUGGAAGAUAUUCAAUUUGCUGCGAGAGCUGCCGGAGAAAUGUUCUCAACUAUCAAAAUGUGUGUUCUCAUGUCUACAAUCAUCUCAUUGCUUCUCCUCGUACUCCUCUCAACGGCACUUCUCUAUUUCAUGUGCUCCUACAAUCAGGUAUAA
This is a messenger RNA of Caenorhabditis remanei, 351 nucleotides long. RefSeq lists its product as uncharacterized. The transcript has 3 exons. Lineage: Eukaryota; Metazoa; Nematoda; Chromadorea; Rhabditida; Rhabditidae. The coding region runs from base 1 to 351 and encodes 116 amino acids. The record is from RefSeq and is a predicted model, not a curated record.